CUUGACUUGACACGAUGGCAUCAAGGGAAGAGAGCGGUCAGGGCACGUUAGGGUUCUUCACGGGGGUGUCCGUGGAUGAUAAGAAGUAUGAGUCAUUGCUGGAAGAUCUCCGUGCGCAUGACCUCUUGGGACCUGUGGAUGACAUGGGCUUUGAUGCAUUUGGCACUGGCGGGUUGUCAGGUCGGCCAACGUCGUCCCUGUUGCCUCAUGACAAUUUUUCAGCGAUUUUCAGUGGCAGCGUCCCCAACGACACGAAGUCGCCGGCGUAUAUGCCAUCUCAACAGCCACGCACUGCGCCUACGGCAGCUACAACCCGCGCCCCGCCACCUGGGUUUGCCUCCGCCCCCGUCGGCAGCGCACCGACUCAGGCCGAUCUCGAAUGGGCUCGUAGCCAGCACGAGUUUGCGUUGUUACGUGAAGGCCGCAAGAACGUUCCAACUGUCGAGACCACCACGAAGCCGCCUACGUAUUUGUACACGGAGGAAGACGACGACGAUGACGUGCUGUUGGAAAACUUGACGAUUCACGACCUGGGCUUGGAUGACGACGACGACAAGCAGCGCGCUACCAAGCAAGCAGCGGUUCUUCCUCCGAUCCCUUCGUCCUUGCCUCCACCUCCGUCGUUUCCACCAGGCCUUCCGCCUCCUGUCGCACAAGCUCCUGCCCGGCAACCCCCUGCUCAGCCGUAUCCUUCGCCACCAGGACACUACCCACUUCCACCACCCAUGCCAGGCCAUUACGGGGGCGUUGUCCCUCCUCCUUAUGGCUUUCACCCGAACGGCCAUCCUUUGCCGCCCCCUCAGGGGUUCCAUGGCCCGACGCCGCAUGCGAUCAUGAACGAAAAGGUGUUCAAAUUCAUGAACCCACGAGACGUCCAGUUCGUUGUCCAGCAACUACUCAAGCAGAUUCGAUCGAGCGACCCGUUCAGCGACGACUACUAUUUCCACAACUACCGCGUGAAACGGGAACGUGUGGUGGCCCCGUCCACCGGCGCAUCGUCUGCGCUGCCGCUGCCGUCGUGGAAGCUCCAGCACAUGAAAACGAUUGAUCCCCAGGACGUAUCUCGUGCCACAAAGUCCCGCGUAUGGCAGACGACGAACCACGUAUUGGGGCGCAUGGCCAAGUCGAGCCUGUACCGUCCUCGCGAAGCGCUCCAUUUGACGGACGAAAACAACGUGGCGUCGACCGGAGAAGUCGCGCUCGUGCGGGAGUCGACGCCAGCGACGUCUGUUUUUUUGAACGACACGUGGUCCAAGCGCCAGCGCAUUGACGAGGGCCUGGUGCAUCUGCUGGCGCUGCAGGACGCCCGACACAUUUUGGACGCCCGCCGCAUCAACGUGGCGCAGUUUCACCAGAUGGACCCGGCGCAGAUGGACCCUCCGCUCGUGGAGCUGCGCAGUAAGACGACGUCGCUGCUCCUGGACCUGGCCAAGGUCCUGGGGGUGACGAACCACAAGCAACCAGCGGACGGCUUUGACCGCGCGGCCCUCGACAGUCUUCUGUCGGUGUCCAAGGGGAAGAAGUUGAUUUGCCGUGCAUUGCCACUGUUGCAUCCGUCGGCCCGCUUUGCCAUGCUACCGCACUUGAUGCACUUUGUGCUAGUGCAGUCGUUGACAACUGCAAACCCCGAUGAAGGCGCGAGUGCCGACAUUGUCCGCUUAGUGCAGACGCUCGUGGUCGCUCUGCAGUACCAACAUCCAUCCCCGCCCGCUGAAGUCCUGGCCCAGUCCAUCGAGUUCGCGAUGGCGCCCCAGACGCUCGAGUCGCUGACGGUCGUGCUGCACAACCGAGCACGUGCGGAGCUCUUGCAAGCGUUGCUGCAAAAAGGAGGCGCGGUGUGCGAGACCGCCACGCCGAGCGUACAGGCGGCAUGGCUUCAAUACCAAGACGUGUUUGUAGCCCUCGCAUCGCGCAUCAAGAACGCUUCGCAGCCGUAGACCCGACGAGAUGCCGCCUGUCGGGGACAUGUGCAUUCGACCCCGGACGUGGUUUUUUACAUAUAUUUCACAUUACACGACUUGAACAGUGUGGUCGGUGGGCACGACCAGCGGUAAACACA
Messenger RNA from Aphanomyces invadans, 2059 nucleotides. RefSeq lists its product as hypothetical. Gene Ontology annotation, molecular function: RNA binding. The transcript is spliced from 4 exons. The record is from RefSeq and is a predicted model, not a curated record. The coding region runs from base 15 to 1937 and encodes 640 amino acids. Gene Ontology annotation, biological process: P-body assembly; deadenylation-dependent decapping of nuclear-transcribed mRNA. Lineage: Eukaryota; Oomycota; Saprolegniomycetes; Saprolegniales; Verrucalvaceae. Gene Ontology annotation, cellular component: P-body.